Molecule: messenger RNA, 273 nt
Organism: Heterobilharzia americana
Lineage: Eukaryota; Metazoa; Platyhelminthes; Trematoda; Strigeidida; Schistosomatidae
Source: the annotation of a GenBank genome assembly
AUGUGCAAAUGUUAUUAUAACCAACAACCUGACUAUGCUGCUAGCGAAUAUUUCACAACAAAGAAACAAAGGUGUGGAAAAUUUUUUGUUUUACUUGCAAACAAUGAUACAAUGCUCCAUCUCCUAUCUGAACGUUUUUUCUCCAAUGUUAUUCUAAAAAUAUUAUUUUUUUUCGAAAUAUUAAUUUAUGAAACAAACAAACAAACAAUGGCUACUGCUCAUUUUUCCACCAAUAAAAAUGUUUACAGAAGCUUGUGUGCACGUGUAUUUUAG